Molecule: messenger RNA, 1407 nt
Organism: Pelobates cultripes (western spadefoot toad)
Lineage: Eukaryota; Metazoa; Chordata; Amphibia; Anura; Pelobatidae
Source: the annotation of a GenBank genome assembly
AUGACUUUGGAUUUCCCCACUGUUAAGCAUGAGGAGUUGUUUCUAAUUAAGCAAGAGGGCACCCCUGAGCAGAAGCAAAUUGAGAUAGAGAAUAAUCAGCCUGCAUCAUAUAGGAGCCUGAGCUGUGACCCUAAAAAACAAGGAUUGCCAGAAACAGAAGAAAAAGAACAACCAGGCAAGGCUGAUGUGGUUCCAAAGCCAAUUACAGAAAGCCAAGACCUUGCAGUACCUUCACUCCAAAAUAAGUUGGAUAUCAAAGCAAAGGUAGAAAGGGUAUCCUACGACAGGAAUUUCUUGCUCCAAUUCAAAUCGAUCACGGAGGAACCAAAGGACUUUUCUGAAAUCUGUAAAAUCCACCAAGGCAUGGUUAUUAGACCUCACCUUCGGCCAGUGGAUCCAUCACAAUUAACUCGCAGAAAUUGGACACCUCAAUCUGCAAAUUCCUGCUACCCUUCUAAGGGUAAUCGCAGAUUGCCACCGGGAAUCCAUCAAAUGAGGUCUCCGCAAGCUCCUGUUAAAGAACAUCGACGAAUCCUUGAACUAAAUGAGAAUGUGAAACUGCAAAAAUGUGAAAAAGCUUGGAGACCUCCCAUGAAAAGGGCAACCGAAGAUCCCAGUAGAGUCAAGGCUGAAGAACUGUUUCGGAAAGUUCGCGGUAUCCUGAAUAAGAUAACUCCUCAGACAUUCGAGCACUUAAUUCACCAGGUAAAGGACCUCUCUGUAGACACAGAGCAUCAACUUAAAGGAGUCACAGAACUCAUAUUUGAAAAAGCAGUAGCAGAGCCUCAUUUUGCUGUUAUAUAUGCAAACAUGUGCAACUGGCUAAUGAGGCUUGAAGUCCCAACUGAAGAAAAUCGUGACGUGUGCAUUACAUUCCGCAGGCUGCUGAUAAGGCUCUGCCAGGUGGAGUUUGAGAGACGUGAAAAAGGUGGUGAAAGAAUUGAAGAACUUCAGAAGGAACUGGAGGCAACUAUAUCACCUAAUGAAAAGGCUCGAAUAAAGGAAGAAUUGAGUGAUGCCUGUAAAAGAGCACUCAGGCGAUCCCUUGGAAACAUCAAAUUUAUUGGGGAGCUAUUUAAAUUAAAGUUACUCUCAGAAGCCACCAUAAAAGACUGCCUUAUUAAGCUACUAAAUAAGAACACCGAGGAGUCCAUGGAAUGCAUCUGCCAGUUGUUGACAUCAGUUGGAAAACACCUUGAAAAUGCACAGCCUGGCAUGGACAAUUAUUUCAACAAGCUUAAUACCUUUAUUAAAAACAAGACCUCUUCUAGGAUUAGAUUUUUGGUGCAGGAUGUGCUGGACCUGAGGAAAAAUAACUGGGUACCGCGACACAAACCUGAGGGGCCAAAAACAAUUGACCAAAUUCAUAAAGAGUCAGAACAGGAAUCCAAAAAAAAAGUUCAGUAA